AUGGUCUCAUGUAUAAGAAAGGAGAAUAAUGUGCGGUCUAUGGCUAUUGUGAUGCUGACUAUGCUGGAGAUCAUGACACUCGAAGAUAAUCCAGUUUUCCAUGCUAGGACAAAGCAUAUAGAAGUACAUCAUCACUUUCUUCGAGAGAAAGUUCUUCAGGAGGAGAUUGUUAUGAAGCCAAUCGGGACAAAUGAACAAAUAGCUGACAUAUUCACCAAAGCACUAAGUACUUCAAAGUUUUCAGAAUUUCGAAGUCAGCUUGGACUCAUGGAUAGAAAAGUCUCUGCUGAGGGGGAGCACUAUGGUUUGCCGCUGCACUUGAUCCGAGAACUCUAUGAGACAUUUCGCAGCUUCAGAAUCCGCAUUGCGGAUUACAUUCGUUACCGGAAGGUUACAUCAAAUGUGGAUGAACGGUUCCCGAGUGCAACACCUGAGGAGAUUAAUGCAAGUGAUGCAACGUGCAUUAUUUGCCGUGAAGAGAUGUUAACAGCCAAAAAGUUGCAUUGUGGGCACCUUUUUCAUGUGCAUUGUUUGCGAUCAUGGUUAGAACGACAGAAUAUUUGCCCAACUUGCAGAGCUUUAGUUAUUCCUCCUGAAAAUGGAUCAGCUGCAUCUGGACAGCAAGCCACUACUCCAGCUCCUGCUAUAGGCAAUCCAGACCCUAAAAUUUCCAUGUUGAAAGCACGCGAGGCUUUUAUCCAGACCCAGAUUGAGGAGCCUGCAGAACAUUAUUGAUAUGCCCUUGUUGUA
Messenger RNA from Asparagus officinalis (garden asparagus), 750 nucleotides. RefSeq names its product ERAD-associated E3 ubiquitin-protein ligase HRD1-like. Lineage: Eukaryota; Viridiplantae; Streptophyta; Magnoliopsida; Asparagales; Asparagaceae. The record is from RefSeq and is a predicted model, not a curated record. The transcript is spliced from 6 exons. Bases 1 to 735 code for a protein of 244 amino acids.